UAUUAUUUCAGUGUUACUCUUUCUUUCUCCUGUGGGGUAUUUCAGUGUAUUUUUAAGCAUCGAUCGACUGAAGAAUUUGAGAGCCUUCCUUACAUUUGCACACUAUUAAACUCUUCCAUGUGGACUUACUAUGGUAUUAUCAAGACUAGAGAGUUUCUCGUGGCCACUAUAAAUGGGUUUGGUGCUGUCGUUGAGAUUGUUUUCUUGACAUUGUUCCUUGUUUUUGCACCUCCAAGAAUUAGGGCAAAGACUGCCAUGCUUAUUGGGAUUUUGGAUGUAGGUUUUCUAGCAGCAGCAAUAUUUGUUUGCCAGUUCUUAUUGCAGGGUGAUAUAAAGAUCGAUAUCAUAGGAUUCUUGGGUGCUGGACUUAACGUAGUCAUUUAUGGUUCUCCUCUUGCAGCCAUGAAAAAAGUGGUGAGGACUAAAACUGUGGAGUCUAUGCCUUUCCUUCUGUCCCCUUUCGUUUUCUUGAAUGGAGGGGUGUGGACUUGCUACGCCGUGCCAAGGAAAGAUUGGUUUCUGGGAGUGGCAAAUGUGGCUGGAUUUUUUCUUGGAGCAGCUCAACUAAUACUUUAUGCAAUAUAUUGCAAACCCAAGUCAUCAAAGAAUGCAGCAUCAAAGGAUUCAGAGCAUGGUUCACAGCAUGAACACCUUCUACAAUCUUCCAGCCAUUUUAGAGAAAAUAAUGAAGGAUAGAGGCCUUGCCUGUUGGUUGCAUGCAUAUCAGUUUGGACUAGAUCAGUUUGAGUUGAUCAGGAUUUUUAUUUUUAUUUUUAUGGGAGAAGGGAGGAUA
This is a messenger RNA of Populus euphratica (Euphrates poplar), 793 nucleotides long. RefSeq names its product bidirectional sugar transporter SWEET17-like. Lineage: Eukaryota; Viridiplantae; Streptophyta; Magnoliopsida; Malpighiales; Salicaceae. The annotation marks the transcript as partial. Gene Ontology annotation, molecular function: sugar transmembrane transporter activity. Gene Ontology annotation, biological process: carbohydrate transport. The transcript has 5 exons. Gene Ontology annotation, cellular component: membrane. The record is from RefSeq and is a predicted model, not a curated record.